AUGACUACCGUUACCACACCCAUCACCACCACGCUGUCGGCCGCGGAGCUUUUGGCGGAUGACCAGAAACUUUUCGAGUCGCUAGAUAUCGACAACACCGGGGAGAUCACGCUCAGCGAGUUCCGCAAAGCGCUCAAAACCAUCAAGCAUCCUUUGUGCAACAAGCCAGACCUCAUCGGACAGAUCUUCAAGUCUCUCGACACUAACCACGACAACAUCAUUGAUUUUGCGGACUUCAAAAAGUACUUGCAAACGACCGAGUCGCAGAUCCUCGCGGGCUUUGACAAGAUUGAUAAGGACAACGAUGGCCGCUUGAACAAGGCGGACUUUGUGGAAUACUUGAAGAAGACGUUGAAGAUCAAUGCAUCUGCGGCCAGUGUCGACCUGUUCUUCCGCUGCGUCGAUACGCAGAACAACGGGUACAUCACCUACGAGGAGUUCCGCGAGUUUCUCUUGCUCAUGCCACGGCUCAACGGCUCGCGCAUUGCGACCGCGUACCAGUUUUUGAUCGAGGACUUGGACGUGUCUUCCGAUGGUGACGUGACGUUGAUCAACGGCUUUCUCCGCGGCUUUGGCUUCUUCCUAGCAGGCGGUCUUGCCGGCGUGGUGUCGCGAACGUGCACCGCCCCAUUCGACCGUAUCAAGGUGUUUUUGAUUGCCCGCACGGAUCUCUCAUCGACGCUUUUGCACUCCAAGAAGGCAAUCUCGUCAACCGUCACGAAAGCCCAUGCGGGUGAGGUUGUGAGCCUGAAGAAGAUCCACUCGCCGUUGGUGAAGGCCGCGAAGCUGAUUUGGAAGCAAGGCGGCAUCCGCGGGUUCUACGUCGGAAACGGGUUGAACGUUGUGAAGGUGUUCCCUGAAUCAGCCAUGAAGUUUGGUUCCUUCGAAGCGGCGAAGCGUUUCUUUGCCAGGAUCGAGGGCGUCGAGGAUACCAGUCAGUUGUCGAAGCUCUCCACCUACAUGGCCGGUGGGUUCGGUGGGGUGGUCUCCCAGGCGGCUGUGUAUCCGAUUGACACGUUGAAGUACCGUGUCCAGUGCUCGCAGUUGGACUCUAACGUCAAGGGGAAUCGUCUCCUUAUCCAAAUUGCCAAAGAGAUGUACCGCGAGGGUGGAUUGCGCAUCUAUUACCGUGGUGUGAUGGCUGGUGUCGGUGGGAUCUUUCCGUACGCCGCCCUUGAUUUGGGAACCUUCAGCACUGUUAGACAGUGGUAUCUCGAGAAGGAGGCAAUUAAGCAGGAUUUGCCUAUCGAGGAGGUGAAAUUACCGAACCACGUGGUAUUGACCAUGGGGGCGUUGUCGGGGACAUUCGGUGCUACGAUGGUAUAUCCGAUCAACUUGAUCCGCACGCGGUUACAGGCCCAGGGCACAUACGCCCAUCCGUACACAUACGCGGGGUUCGGCGACGCCGUGAAACAGACGUUGAUGAGAGAGGGGUAUCCGGGGUUGUUCAAGGGGUUAGUGCCGAAUUUGGCAAAGGUGGCCCCAGCAGUGUCGAUCAGCUAUUUGAUGUAUGAGAACUUGAAGACCUUGUUUGGGUUGGAUACAAUGUAG
Molecule: messenger RNA, 1551 nt
Organism: Babjeviella inositovora NRRL Y-12698
Lineage: Eukaryota; Fungi; Ascomycota; Pichiomycetes; Serinales
Product: Ca(2+)-binding ATP:ADP antiporter
Exons: 1
Coding region: 1-1551 (516 amino acids)
Biological process (GO): transmembrane transport
Molecular function (GO): ATP transmembrane transporter activity; calcium ion binding
Source: RefSeq, a predicted model, not a curated record